Molecule: messenger RNA, 2078 nt
Organism: Acaromyces ingoldii
Lineage: Eukaryota; Fungi; Basidiomycota; Exobasidiomycetes; Exobasidiales; Cryptobasidiaceae
Exons: 5
Coding region: 160-1908 (582 amino acids)
Source: RefSeq, a predicted model, not a curated record
UCGCACCCGCUCGCUGCAAUCUUGAAUGAAGAUCGUCUCUACCUCACUCACCUUCGGCCACCCCGUACAGUCUUCUCGUCGCUACUAAGUCCUACGGUGACCAUUGGGAAAAGCAGUCCUCAACAUUGUUCCUGGCGCAUGCUUUGAGAGGACUUGCCCAUGGACCCGACUGGCUUUCUCCGACAGCCGCCGCACGCUCGGCGGGCUUCGGGCACAGGGUUCCAGCAGGCGAGGGGAUGUACCAGGGAGGAUGUCCAAGAGGAUGAAGAAAGUGGGGUAUCACAGUCGCCAUUUUUCACCUGCCAAAGCGUGGAGGAGGUGCUCCAGAGACAUAAAUCGCUGGCGCCCUCUACCUCGAGGCGGCCCCGGUUCAAAUUGCUUGUUCGUCAACAACCGAAGUGCGGACUCGCCGUGGGCAACGAGGAAGCCGGUCUCAAGAAUGCACGAGCAAAUCCCAUCGAUCCACCUCCAAUCUGCGAAGUCGUCCCAGAGCUCAUGGAGAAUGUCCGAUUGAUAUCAUUGCCAGAACUCAGUCUUCAAGCUCGCCUCGUCUCCUCGGAAUCGGGCUUUGUCGAAGUAACGUCAAGAAAUGGCGUGGUGCAGCCACUAGUGGGCGAUAUGGAUCAAUGUGCAUUCAUUGCACCCAAGAUACAAUCUGAGCAAGAGAGAUGCCUCUUCGUCUUUUCCGAGCUCGGUGUACGGCAAGCUGGCACCUAUCGCAUCCGGUUGGACCUUGUCGAACGGGUUGGGUACACAUUUUCCAUGCUCACGAGUGUCUAUACCGAUCCAUUCGAGAUUCACGCCACUCGAAGCACCUUUCCCGGUCUCGCCCCUUCGACCGAGUUGACCCAGGCCAUUUUUCGACGUGGUCUCAAAAUUCGCCUCGUGAAGGAAGCAAAGCAGUGCAAGAAGGGAACGAAGAAGAGGAAGAAUGACGAUGGCCGAACAUGGCGCGUCCCGCAGGAUGGCGACAAUCUGUUCACACAAGGACCUUACACAUCACCUCUCGUACAGCAACAAUCACCAAAUUCUUUCGAAGCAGAAGGCGCCAAGUCAUAUGCUCAGUUAGGACAUGGAAGAGACACAGUUCACCAAACAGGUCCUCCGCCUCUGCAGUUGCCUCCAUCUGGGCCCGCUUACACUGCACCACCGGCCUCGAUAUUUCAUUACUCCGCUCAAUCGCGUCCUUCCCAAGCUCCAGCACCACCGAUCUUUGCGUCUACGCGAUCCACGACCUCCCUAUCCUCGUCAUUGCUCCCACCUCCGCCUCCCCUCACCCACAAUAUCGAAACAGAUCGCUUCGGCCGUCGUGGAUCAAAUUCUUCCACUUUCGCCCGCCGUCUUCUCCCACAAAUGCCGCCGGAAGCCUAUGGCCCUGGCUUCGAGUCGAACCCAAUGUUUCAGACGCCGACUUUGCCCGUGGAUCGAGCUUUUCGAAGCUUUCUGCUCGCGAGUCGACCUCGGCCAGACGUCUAUCCGCAUCCCCAUUGCACACAAGCGUUUGAUGCGACUAACCAGACUAGUGCGUCGCCAUCCGAGCAGCAUCAAUCAAAAAGCCCAAAGGUCGAAAGUGGCAGAUGGAGUGAUCACCGCGAGGCUGACGCGGGCGCACAGACAUCGUCCAUGCCUGACACGCCUCCCUGCCUCUGGGCCCUUCCGGCAGCGAAAAGGAUAUUUGCACCCCACAAACCUCACAAUCCGGUCUACGACAAUGACAACUCAAACAAACGUAUGAGCGUCUCGUCUCUAACGGGUGGCCAGCCGCCAUCGCCUUCGACAAUGGAGAAACGAGAUCGCCCGACGCUGCCACCACUCGCUUCACUCGCCUCAUCUGCCGCCCAAAAGGUCUCAACGACAUCGUCAGGCCUCUUGCAGUGGGAUCGAGGCGUGGAUAGGGAAUCGGGAUGACCCGACAUUCGAGAGAGCAGGCCUGAUCGAAUCUUAUCACCUUAUAGCCCGGAAACGCCUUACCAGCAACCACCGUGUCGUGAAUCUUAUUAAUCUUGUAAAAUAAUAGACGAGCACCAUAUUGUCCCGCCUUUUCAUUGUCUCAUAGCAGUAAUAUUACUACCCGCCCG